CGAACGGCAGCCGCCGCGGAAAGCCCAUCCAGACUUUCUUCCUCGAUUGCUGGUGUUCCCCUCCUACCUGCCGCGCUGUUCGUGUUUCUUUGAGCGCGAGAAUCCUCAAUACAAGGCAUCCAUUCGCCUGGCGCCUGCUUUCAGCCUUGGCGCGAUAACUAGAUUUUUGAGUGGUCGCCCUGUCGUGUUAUCUCAGUCGAGUGUAGGUUUUUUUCUGCCGCCUUCGUUCUUGCGCGCCCCCCACAUUUCCCCUUCGGGUUUGCACUCAGUCCUUGCCCUGCUACAAUUCAAUCUCUUCUCAUUGCCGCGCCUGUUCUGCUGCUUUGGCUGUUACCGUCGUUGUUUUGCUGUUCUAUUGUUCGGCUUGUGAAUUAGGCUGGCGAGGCUGACAUCAUCGGAUCUAGUGGAGCUAAUCCACGCCGGCCUCAAAUCGCCCGCUGCGACUCCAUCAACCUUGGUCCGUCCGAUACUUCCGACGAGCGUCCGCCGCGCCUCGGCCACAACCUCUUCAACAUCCUAACUCCUCCCCGCUCGUUUCCCCAAGUCUCCAAAAACGGAACCGUCAUCGGGUCGUUGGUCCUCCACCGCCAUCAACCUGCUCUCCGACCUCGAACGCUUCUAUCACCCUCCCUAGGACGCUGGGGGCACGCCAGAUAGACAGUCGCUUCUAGACGGGUGCAGCGGUAGGCUGUGUGGGUAUUCGCAGGCGACUUGCCGGUACCACAACCUGACACGCGCACGCCGUCCAGCCCCUUGACUUCUCCAUACCAGAGUCUCGCUUCCUCUGACUGUUGAGAAACCAUGGGCAACCAAGCUUCCAAAGAUGCCGGCGCGGCGUCUUCCAAGACUGCGGGCAAUGGGGAAGAGGCCUUCCAGUCCUACCCCUCCUUCAGUAGGUCCGACACCAAGGGUUCGUCCCGGUCCUUUCGCUCUCUGCGCUCCAAGAUCCCCGGCUCGGCCAAGACGGACAGCCCGCGGGGCUCUGCGAUACUAGCGAACGGAGACGCCCCCGAGAAAUCGGAUGCGGCUUCCGUCAAGUCGGGGAAGAGCGGGAGGUCGACCCACAGCCGGGCCAACCGUUCCGACUCGACUCCUUCACCGGGCUCGCCUGCGUCGGCCGACACUGCGCCCGUAAGCUCCCCUUUCGAUGAAUCUUUGCCGCCGCCGUCGCCUAUCCAGUCGGCAUCCAUGAAGGCGGGCGUCCAUGAUGUUUCUGCCGCCCAGGCCAGCGGAGAAGUAGACUACGUGUCGGACCAACCGCCGUCCGGCGUUCCUAACCCGACCUUGGCCGCGCAGCAGCCAGGACAGAGCAUCCUCGUAAAGCGCGAGGAUGCUGUCAACCCGAUCACAGACGACCCCGGGCAGGAGCCGGCCAAGGAUGAGACGGGGUCUGGCAUCGCCAUGAGCGACAUCAAGGAUAUCGACCUUGAUGACUUCAUCAAGCGCCUCCUGGACGCCGCAUACGCCGGCAAGGUCACCAAGAGCGUCUGCCUCAAGAACGCCGAGAUCACGGCUAUCUGCCACCGCGCCAGGGAGCUGUUCCUUUCCCAGCCUGCGCUGCUCGAACUGGACGCUCCCGUCAAGAUCGUUGGGGAUGUCCACGGCCAAUACACAGACCUCAUUCGUAUGUUCGAGAUGUGCGGCUUCCCGCCAAAGUCGAACUUCCUGUUUCUUGGCGACUACGUCGACCGCGGCAAACAGUCUCUCGAGACCAUCCUACUGCUUUUGUGCUACAAGCUCAAGUACCCUGAGAACUUCUUCCUGCUCCGUGGAAAUCACGAGUGCGCCAACGUCACGCGCGUCUAUGGCUUCUAUGACGAAUGCAAGCGGAGGUGCAAUGUGAAGACGUGGAAGACCUUCAUCGAUACUUUCAACACCCUCCCCAUCGCCGCGAUCGUUGCCGGCAAGAUCUUCUGCGUCCACGGGGGCUUGUCGCCCGCUCUCAGCCACAUGGACGACAUCCGGAACAUAGCGCGUCCGACAGAUGUCCCGGAUUACGGGCUUCUGAACGAUCUGCUCUGGUCUGACCCGGCUGACAUGGAACAGGAUUGGGAGGCCAACGAGCGCGGCGUCAGCUACUGCUUCGGAAAGAAGGUUAUUACCGACUUCCUGGCUGCGAACGAUUUUGACCUCGUCUGCCGGGCCCACAUGGUGGUGGAGGACGGCUACGAGUUCUUCACUGACCGCGUCUUGGUCACCGUUUUCAGCGCGCCCAAUUAUUGCGGAGAGUUUGAUAACUGGGGUGCCGUCAUGUCGGUGUCCACCGAGCUCCUAUGCAGCUUCGAGCUGCUCAAGCCUCUGGAUUCGAAUGCUCUCAAGAACCACAUCAAGAAGGGCAGGAAUAAGCGGAACCAGAUGCUCAACAGCCCACCUGCAAAUGUCUACCCCCAGAGCGUGUGAUUUGUGGACGUCUCCGAGCCCCAUGGAGCUCCACAUUACCGUGCGUUGAAGCUUUGUCACGGCAGCCGAGAGGCUACCUAGACCAGCCAAUGGCCGAUUCGCAGGCAUGGGCUUGGGAUGGACCAACGAGGGCGACAAGUACGAACGCGCACAGGGCCUUUCUUUGGCGCCGAGAAAC
Messenger RNA from Thermothielavioides terrestris NRRL 8126, 2578 nucleotides. RefSeq lists its product as uncharacterized. The record is from RefSeq and is a predicted model, not a curated record. The coding region runs from base 802 to 2400 and encodes 532 amino acids. The transcript has 3 exons. Gene Ontology annotation, molecular function: protein serine/threonine phosphatase activity. NCBI's taxonomy places the organism in Eukaryota, Fungi, Ascomycota, Sordariomycetes, Sordariales, Chaetomiaceae. Gene Ontology annotation, cellular component: nucleus; cytoplasm.